Messenger RNA from Schistocerca americana (American grasshopper), 2778 nucleotides. RefSeq names its product adhesion G protein-coupled receptor L4-like. Lineage: Eukaryota; Metazoa; Arthropoda; Insecta; Orthoptera; Acrididae. The transcript is spliced from 16 exons. Bases 1 to 2778 code for a protein of 925 amino acids. The record is from RefSeq and is a predicted model, not a curated record.
AUGCAGCGAAUGACGAAGGAUCUGGAGCGAGCACGGCUUCCGCUGGUGGACAGCCUGGAGUUAUAUGUGGAGUGGCGUGCUGGCAGCACGUGCGUGGACGAAGUCAAAGUGAAUCAGAAGAAUCCCGUCAGAGAGAAUGAAGAGUUUAUCGUAUCCUGUAUCGCCCAGGGCUCCUCGCACAUGACCUUCACCUGGUUCAAGGAUGGUGUAUUUGUUAACCACAGCAAGUCCAUCAGGAAUAUGUGGACGAAGCUGAUACCUAUGGGAUCAGAAGACCAGUACAACGCAAUGCUUGGAAUUGAGAGUGCCACUCCUUUGGACGCCGGUUGGUACACGUGCCAAGUCGUCGACUUGGAGGUGCAACAGUGCAAGUCUGUAUACGUCGAGGUGCUGUCUCAGCCACAAGUCAAGAUCUCCCCAAUGAGCGUAGCGGUGGAACGGGGAGAAGACGUGACAGUGAAGUGCAUGUCGACGAGCAGCUACCAGCGGCAUGAGAAGUAUGGCUACAACUGGACAAAGAACAAGGCUCUGUUCCCCAUGAUGCGAAACAAAAUUAUCUGGGAAGAUUUGUAUCCAUCCGGGAGCAUCCUCAAGAUCUUUAAAGCGCAAAAAUCAGCAAUAUUCGACUGCCAGGUGCAAGGCAGCGUGGCGAGCAACUCCGCGAGCGUUACGGUGGAGGUGGUGAACAAGUCUGUGGUGGCGCUGACCGCCGUGCCCUGCCCCGCCACCCACGCGGGCCGCGCCGCCACCCGCCGCUGCGUCCUCACCGACACUCACCGCGCCUCCUGGCAGCGCCCCGACUUCUCGCAGUGCCGCCGGCCCGCGCUCGCCCACAUCCACAGGAAGCAACCGCCAGCAGCUUCGCCAGCAGCCUCGCCAUCUCCGACCAGAGUGCCCGGAAAUACGGCGAUGCAGCAACAGCAGCGGCGGCUGCAAGGGCGCACAGUCAGCAGCCGCGGGCCGUCGCGCUUCAAAUGCCGUGGUAUUGACCUCGCCCGCCAUCGUUACUUGCAGUUCCAAGCCAAUGGUUGUAAAGGAGCUGGAUUUAUCUUGUUGACUUUGGGAUAUCAAAACACAACUGGAGCAGAAACACUCGCUGACACAUUAGCUCUCCUCAAAAAACUAACCAGGUUAUUACCAGGUGAAGGAGAGCAAGUCUUGGAUUUGCUUCAUGACGUCCAAAGCUACUUGAAUCAAACAAAUUUCCUCGAUGACAUUCUCGCUUCCGUGAAUGACUUCUACGAAAUAAUAAGUAUAUUACUGGAUAAUCCAUUUUCCAUCCAAAAUCCUGAGAAAAUCGUACAGUUACAGGAACUUGUGAAUCAAGAAAGUAUUAUAUGGGGCUCAUUUCUGAUCCCGAUGAAGACAUAUAAACUGCAAUUAAGUUCAAUUGAGCUUAUCGUCUCUCCAUUUAAGACUACAUCACUUACGGGAAAAACUUUUCAGAAACAUUUCACCAGUACUUCCACAACAGUAAUUAAUAAGAUGACUAUUUACAUUGAUGCUCUGAAAAGAAGAGCAUACUUGAAUGGAACUUACUGCAUUGCUGUGGUUAUCUACAGAAACCUAACAAGAUUUCUUCCUGCAAGAUACUCCUGCAAGAUGGGGGAUGGGACUGAAAUGGAGUAUGAAAUCAAUUCACAAGUUGUAACAGUCCAACUAGGACAUGGCAGAUCACUGCUCCAUCCGGCUCCUGGUACCUUCCAAGUGGAUCUUGAAAUGGAACAAGUGAUAAAAGAAUACAACCCUUUAAGAUGGAAGAGUACUUGCGCAGUGACAAGCGUUGCUCAGGUUGAGCAUUCUUGGAAUAUAGAAGGCUGUAAGACACACACUGGAGCCAACAACAUUUCCAGCUGUCGUUGCUAUCAACCUGGAAGUUUUGCCAUUCUAAUGACGUCUCAUAAUGCAGUGCUUACUUCUGCACCUACUAUCAACCAACACCUGAUUCCUUUGGUGGGCUGUAUUGUAUGUUUGCUGCAAACUAUGAUGACACUAGUUCUGCUUCUACCCCAUUGGUGGUAUCAUCAAAACUGUCUUGUGUUCCUGAAACUACAGUGUAGUUUAGCUGUCAUGGCUGCAAUGAUUACAUUUGUAUACGUCUUUCAAGGAAGUGUUGGAAAGGAGUUCUUUCCAUACGUAACUACUAGUUUAGAAGCAUUUAUGUUGAUUGGUAAUUCAUCACACAUCAGCAAAUUGCUAAUUGUGUACACUGAAGUGGUCAAAAUUCCAAAGGUGAAACAUCUUAAACAAACUGUAAUUUGCAUCAUAACAGGUGUUCCAGUUCUGGCACUUCUUUGCAGUCACUUAGUGCAUCAUUCAACAGAUUGGAACUUAAACUCCUGGUGGCUCAUUAUUGGAAGCACUACAUUCAAUAUAUUUAUAACUUCGAUCACAAUAAUGCUUCUUCUAUUUGCAUUCCUGUAUUUCAUGGUUAUCAGAAAACUGUCCAAUUAUUCAAGAGAAAGACACUCAGGAACGAAGAGUGUUAAAUAUCGAACUGGUCUUCUAAAGAGAGCUGGGAUCAUAUUUCUCAUGAUGGUCAUUGUGGAAAUUUCAAGUAUACUCUACAUCAAUCUCCAAACUGUGACAUAUCAUUAUGUAUUCAGUGUUUCAACAAGCUUGCUGGGCUUCUCAGUACUAGUAUGUUACAUUAUAUCAAGUGAAUGUCCACUACAUACAAAAUUGCUUCAUAAGCUGAAGUUAGUGAAAACAACAGAUGUGGAUUUCAGCUCUGAAUCAUUAAACAGCCCUCUUCGAUGUAAGUAUGACCCUUACUAA